AUGCGUACCACUGCGGCCAGCAUGGUGGGCCUAGGCCUUGCCGUGGAUUGGUUCGACAGGUCCAGCGAGGAUUCGGCCGUGCCGAGCGAGCUCCCAUCGUGGGAGUCUGGUCAGCGCCUGCCCGAGUCCAAGAUCGACUACUUGCGGCGAACUGUCAUCGAAGCCACCGACUCCAGCUUCGACGAGCUUCUUGCGGGAGACUCCCUGGAGGUGCGCGAGGCAAAGACUGCGUACAGCAUGGCAACGCUCGAUUACAGGGUCGCCAUGCAGGAGGAGACGGAGGCCAGGCAGAACUUGAUCAAUGCGAAAGAGGGUCUCGCGAAUGCCCACGGACCUGUCGAUGCCCUCCACUUCAACUGGCAGGUGGCCGACUGCGAGGACGAGCUGACGCAGGCCACGCGCCGGAAGGACGUCAAACAGAAGGCGGUGAUCGAGGCAAGCUCGCAGGCGCUCGCCAUUGUGGCGGCCCUCGGUCACCACGCGAGUGGCCAGCACCCUCUCGAGCGAGGUCUUGACUGGACCACCCCGCUGCCGUUCCGCUCGGCCGCCGAGGAGUUGACCACGACCGUGGCGGCAGACGCCGAUGGCUUCCUGUGGAGGAAGACGACCAGCCCAGAGCAGGUGGCGCAGCGCGGGGGGCUGGUGUUUCCGGUGGGCCUGGCGGCGAGCCCGUUCACGGAGCAGGCGGCGCACACGGCGGCCCGCAUCGGCGCCGGGAGCUCCUCCUCGACCGCCGGCCUGGCCGGCGUGAAGCUGGGCCCAGGCCUGCAGCCGGACCUGCCCCAGGGGCAGGUCCCCGUGCCGCCGAGCACCACCGGCCCGCCGCCCCGGCCGCCGGCUCGCGGCGCCACGCCGCAGGUGCUGCUGAAGCUGCCCAUCGCCCCCCUGCAGGUGGGAGACGUGGCGGCGCUCGAGGAGGACCUCCUGCGCGCGCUGGCCAGCGACGCCGGGGUGCGGCGCGAGCGCUUGAAGAUCCCAGAGGCGCGCGCCAGCUCACUGGCAACGUUCGGGGGGGUGGCCGCCGCAGCCCGCGCCCCGCCCGGGCUGCUGCAGCGCCGCGGCCCGGCGGCGUGA
Prorocentrum cordatum is the source of this 1074-nucleotide messenger RNA. Lineage: Eukaryota; Dinophyceae; Prorocentrales; Prorocentraceae. The record is from the annotation of a GenBank genome assembly.